Cylicocyclus nassatus is the source of this 1862-nucleotide messenger RNA. The record is from the annotation of a GenBank genome assembly. Lineage: Eukaryota; Metazoa; Nematoda; Chromadorea; Rhabditida; Strongylidae.
GCUUUAGCUAUCUACUACAAUAUGCAUUGGAAGAUACUUUUGUUUACCAUACUAUUGGUCAACGAAAAUGGUUGCCGAGCAGGCAAAGCGAAGGGUGGUGGUGGUGGUGACGCUGCUGGAACUCCAUCUCUUGAUACAAAAAAAGAAGUGCGAGAUAACGUGGAGAUACCUCCGGCCUCCCUUGAUGCUUCGGCGCCAGCUGUUUUGCUUUGGACACCGGAAGUGCCAAGUUUUGACAAGCACAGCUCCUUUUCAAGCAUUUAUCCUAUGAGAUGUGGUGGAGAUGUAAAGAUCCCUUUGGGCACAGGUGAUAAUGCACCAUGUUUGCCGAAUGCCAACGAUAUCGUCGAAGUGAAGACGAAAGAUGAGCUGAAGGCAGAAUACUGCAUGAAAGUUUUGAUUUGCAAACCUGGUAAAGGAAGUACAAUGUGUGAUACUCAAAGCAUGAAACUCUGGUUUCCAUAUGCAAAGAAAUUGCUGAGUGUAGAUAAAGUUACAGACGCUGACGCAAGCAAAUUUAAAGUUGAAGAGGGCGAAAUCAUUGUGAAUCUUGACCCAGGAUGCGUAUUGUCCUUGAGCAAAACACAUUCGAUACGGCACAGAUUCCAAAAUAAGCCACCUAAAAUCCGAGAAAUGAUGAAAAAUUAUCCUGGAUUUUACCUCCAACCAACGUUUCAUCAUGAACGAAGACUUUAUAAAGGGGGCAACAAUGUAUUUUUGGGAAAAGCGUUUUGGAUGGGAGUCAAUGUUUUGAAAAGCAUUGAUUGUAAUGCUCAGUGUGAUUUGGGACAAGUGUUUCAUUAUAAAAUGGUGCCAAACAUGCCAUUCUAUUCGAAAAUUUGGGUUGAUGGUAGCAAGUGCGAAUGGUUUAAAGUAUGUAUCUUGGGGGCUCCGGGAGCGAAAACUAAAAAGUACUACUGUAAUGAUAAAGAUCUGGUCAAUGUGUUCGUCAGAAAUGCUUUCGUAGUGAUGCCUGGAUCCCAAAAUGGUGCACCGAUAAGAUUGGUGAAACGAGAAAGGAAAGGCAGUAGUAAGGUUUAUCCUACGCAAAUUGGUUUCGACUACGAUGGUGAAAGGUUUUCCAUAUGGUCUGUCGGAAGAGAACGAGUGGCAUCCACAAAAAACGUAAAUCACGAUGGCAAUAUUAUUUUCUAUUUUUCAAAUCAUAAUUGCCUUAUUAAGAGAUAUGGAAUCAUGCAUAUGGGCGAAAAUAACGGAAAAGUUCUUCAAAUAGAUAAGGACAAGCCGAUUGAUGAUGUAUCUAGAGGAAAAGGCGAAUUUGUCACUUAUGCUCCUGCUGGGGAACAUCCAACCUUGGCCACACUUGCCCCGCCACCAUCUACACCAAAUGUGUCUGCCGUCGCUCCUGCAACAACCACACAACCAAGAGAUAUUGGAGAAAUUUUGGAAGGAGGGCUUGGAGGAAAGCUUGGCAAACGACGAACAGGAUGGCUUAUAUGGGCGAUAUUUUACGGAUUCUUUGUCGGUUCAUUGUUGGCGAUUGUCAUCUUUGGAUUAAUCCUUUAUUUCGGUAGACGUAGCUUCUAUGCAGAUUGGUAUCGAGGAAUGUACAAAAGGUAUGGAUGCGAUGCUUCUGGCGUUACCGGUGGAGUCACGGGAAGCACUUUCGGAGCCACCACAACCGGAGCAACAGGAGCCAGCAUGAUGUCUACAAUUGGCAGCACAACUGCUGGCACCACAGGUGGCGGCGGUUCCACCAUGGGCACGACCGGUGGCGGUUCAACGAUGGGAACAACGGGCACAAGUGCAGGCGACACCACUGGUGGUACCACUGGUGGCGGUACAACGGGUGGCGGUACUACGGGAAACGACAUGGUUACUAUGUAGAAACAUUGCCAAAU